This is a messenger RNA of Zootoca vivipara (common lizard), 4364 nucleotides long. RefSeq names its product SET and MYND domain containing 4 (gene SMYD4). Gene Ontology annotation, molecular function: histone deacetylase binding. NCBI's taxonomy places the organism in Eukaryota, Metazoa, Chordata, Lepidosauria, Squamata, Lacertidae. Gene Ontology annotation, cellular component: nucleus; cytoplasm. Gene Ontology annotation, biological process: heart development. The record is from RefSeq and is a predicted model, not a curated record.
UAUUAUUAUUAUUAUUAUUAUUAUUAUUAUUAUUAUUCUCGCUCAAGUAGCAUGACGGGGUUGUGUCUAAGUUUUAGUCCGACUAGAGCAGGCAUCCCCAAACUGCGGCCCUCCAGAUUUUUGGCCUACAACUCCCAUGAUCCCUAGCUAACAGGACCAGUGGUCAGGGAUGAUAGGAAUUGUAGUCCAAAACAUCUGGAGGGCCAAAGUUUGGGGAUGCCUGGUUUAAGGAAUACUUAAGCCAGAAUGGGUGGUUAGGGCACUGGGGACAACAAUGGUCGUUCUUCUCCUCCCCUCCAUUUGCAGCAAUGCUAUUAAAGUUCUAUUAUCAGUAUACAACAACUUACUACUCAACAACAUCUUACUACUCAACCUUCACUUGCAGGUUCCAGGGGCGACAAGCACCUUACUCACCUGCCCCAGCUUUACCUUCACAACAACCCUGUGAAAUAGGCUGCACGCUUAUCAUGGACUUACCUGUGGAAAAAUGGAAGCUUUACAUUAACCAGAAACUGACUUCACUGCAGCCAUUAUUGAAGGAAGAGCUUUGUCCCUCCAUGUCGCUCAGGGACAGCUUGCUUCUUUCCUUGACUCUUUUGCAUCCUGAAGAUGAAGAGUAUUUGCUCAGGUUGUCCAGGUACUAUUGUGUGAAGAAAGAUCCUAAGAUGACUCUGUCCUGCAAGGAGGAAGGGAACAAAUGGUUUCGGAAAAAGGAGUACAGAACAGCAGCAGUACUCUAUUCCAGGGCACUGUCCCACGCAGAGGCCGGCAGCCCAGAAAUGGCGGUGUGUUAUGCCAACCACUCGGCAGCUCUUUUCCACCUGGGUCAGUUUGAGGUUUGUUUGGAGGACAUUAAGAGGGCACAGGGAGGGGGCUACCCAGAAGAACUGCUCCCCAAGCUGUUGCUGCGGAAGGCCGACUGCCUCCUUUCUCUAGGUCGAUUUCAGGAGGUGACAGAAGCCCUAAGCAGCAUAGAGGAGAAAAUGUCUGCAGACCAUCAUGUGCUGCUUAGUCAAUUCAACCAGCUGAAACUCAAAGCCUGCAAAGGGAAGAGUGGUUCAGUCUGUCAGCCUGCAGUGUCUGACAGGAUCCAGAAGGAUUUGGAGCCCUGGGAGGAGAGCAGUAGGAUUUCAUGUGCCUCUGCAUCAGUGAGCUUGAACUUCUCUGCGUGCAAAGGGCGCCAUUUAGUUGCAGCCAAGGAUAUCCUUCCUGGCGAAAUCUUAGUGAGUGAAGAGGCCUUUGUAAGUGUGCUAUGCCCCGGGGAAAGCCUCUUGCUUCAAGGCAGUGCGGAGGCCAUGUUGAAUGGGCAGCCGGCUAACGAAGAUCUUCACUGCCACCAUUGCUUGAAGCAGCUGCUGUCACCCGUUCCCUGCCAGGGGUGCAGUUAUGCCAAAUACUGCAGCCAUGCCUGUGCCCAGCUGGCAUGGAGGACCUACCACAGCAGAGAGUGCUCCUUCGGGGGACUGCUUCUGACAUUGGGAGUCUUCUGCCAUAUUGCCUUAAGAUCAGUUCUGGUGGCAGGCUUUGCAGAGGUCAGCGCUUUAAUAAAGCAGUCACACACAGAGGAAGUGGUGGCGGAACCUGUUGCUGAAGCACCAGCUUCCAGUGGGGUUGUAGAAGAGAACUCGGCCUCCUCCAUUCCUGGCUGCGAUGCUGAUGGGCGGUAUAGCAGUUCCUACCAAGCCAUCUUCUGCCUCUUGCCACACACUGAAAAGCACAGCCUUGAGCUCAGGCUCCUCUGCAGCCUGAGCGUUGCUGCCUUGUGUAAGAGGCUUGGAGAAGCUGGCCUGGAGGCUUUCAUUUCAGGGAAGAGCACACCUGAAGACCAGGGCGGAUCGAAAGCUGGCAAAGCAUGUCCUGAGUGGGAAGUCCCAGGGGAGGCUAUGCUGAGGCACAUGCUGCAGCUGCAGUGCAAUGCGCAGGCAGUGUCUGCGCUCCGCGUGUCAAGGUCUGAAAAUGGGCCAGUGGCUAGCAGCAAACAGGUGCGUGUGGCCACAGCUCUCUACCCCGUGGUCAGCCUCCUGAACCACUCCUGUGAGCCAAACACCAGUGUGACUUUCAGCGGCAGAACCGCAGAGGUCAGAGCUUUGCAGUCAAUCCCAAGAGGGCAGGAGAUUCUCCACUGCUAUGGUCCUCACAGGUGCAGGAUGGGGGCUGCUAAAAGGCGUAAGCAGCUCCUUUCUCAGUAUUUCUUUGAAUGUCGGUGCCUGCCCUGCUUGGAGGAGCUGCAGCCCGUCUCAGGAAAGAGAGCAUCCUCCCAAGAUGGUCUCUUCCAUUGCCCUGCCUGCCACAAGCUCAUGCAGCAGGGCGCAGAGGGUUUGCUCCAUUGCUCCAGUGGGGCCUGCAAAGUACGAGUUCAUGAGGAUCACUUCCAGCAUCAGCUUAGUGACCUUCGACUGCAAGCUGAGGUGGCCUUGGAGCUUCUGCAGUGUGGCCACCCAGAUCAGUCGAUGGAGCUGCUUCUGAAAUGCAGGUUGGAUGCCAAGAGAUUCCUCUCUCCAGCGCACUUGAUGGUGGGAGAGAUUGAGGAUAGCCUGGCGCAAGCCUACGUCACCCUGGGGAAGUGGCAGGAAGCAGCAGGGCAUCUACGCAGUAGCAUCCAGGCUGUGGAAGCCCAUUACGGCCCCUCCAGCAUAGAAGCAGGCCAGGAGCUCUUCAAACUGGCACAAAUCCUCUUCAAUGGGCAUGCUGUACCAGAAGCCCUGCACACCAUCCAGGAGGCUGAGAAUGUUUUGUCUAGGCACCUCGGCCCCCAGAGUACCGAGCUGCAAGAGCUGCAAGAGAUGAAAGCCUGCCUGGAGGAGUUGCUCGGAGGAGGAGGAGGAACCUCUGUUGCCAGUGCAAGACCCAAAAUGUUCAACAAGAUAAUGAACUACUGAGACCCACACAGUUGUUCUUGGGGCAUGUUUAUUGCAGCAGCAUAUCCAUGCAGAGGUUCAAAUCCAUCCUCAGGGUUCCAUGUGUGAUCUUGGGCAGAUGGCAAUACCGUAUCUGGCCGCAUCUCAGUGGCAGCGUUGCUAAACAGGAAUGGCUUCUUGGGAAGAAGAAGGGGACAAGGGCAAAUAAAUCUGGGUGUGAUGGCCUGGGACUCAGACUCUGACUCGGAACCAGAGGAGUCUCAGUCUGCACCGGAUCCUCUGCCUCGGACAUCAUCUGAACCAAGCCUGGGGCCUGAUUCUGAGGAGCCUCAGUCUGCACAUAUUCCCCUGCAACAAGCACCAGCUGGGCUGAGUCAGGGGCCUGAGCCUGUCCUGGCUCCAGAUGCAGGGAAUACCUCGUUGCCGUCAUCUGGGUCAUCACUGACAGCUGACCCACUACUGGCUGAGUCAGGAGAGGCUGAGGCGGCUCCUGGGUCUAGUAACCCACCGGCGUCUCCCGAGCUGCAGAGACUCAGGUCUGAGAGAAGGAAAGACCUGAGUGCUCGCCUUCGAGCGAGACAGGGUGGUGAGUCGUCGGGCGAUCGGGACCGGCCAUUACCACAUCAGAGAUAAAAGGCGGUCAGACCCCGUCCCAGGUUGCGGGAGCAACAUUGCUGUUUGCCACAUCCUGCCUGUGUUCCUGACCUGCACCCUGCUUCGGCUACAUCGGACUGACUCUACGUUGACACUUUGGACCGCGGACCGGACCUGGACCUGGCUUCUCAUAUUACCCACAGGACCAGCACACUGGGCCACUGAAAGUGCAACAAUUAAUGUUGUUGUUGUUUGUGUCCUUCAGAGGCAAAGUCAAACCACUAGCAGCACCGAAGUGACUUCCCUGGGGAGCAAGCCUGGGCAGUAUAUGGAGGUCCUGGGCUGCCCAGGUGACAAGAUGCCUCUCUCAGCCUCACUUAUGUGGUCCAAAGGAAAGCAGAGCAAUACGUUUGGUGGCAGGAGUUGCUGAAAGGAGGCGUACAAAGCGCCAUCCAACUGUCUUAAGGACUCCACUCUGGCGUUGUAAAGGGCUUACUCCUGAGCCUUUUCUUCUCUUGAAGAUACCCCACAAGGCAGUGGAGGUUUAGGACCAGAAUUUUCCUUCUCCUAGAUGGACUACCUUCCCAAGUUGACAAACCCCACUUGCUCCUCACCUCUCUAAGGUACGUGCUGAAACCGCCUUCUUGACCGUUGGACCCACUUUUGCUCUUACCUGCUCUAUCCACCAGAGCCUGUCUUCACAUGCAGGGGAAGUCCCUAACUGACUGAGGGUUUGAGAUGCAUUGGCUAUCCUCACCUGGUUUAGCUGGCCAAAUGAAGCCAUUCCCUUCCUGUCACAAAUUUAGUGAUGAGAGGGAGCAACUGGUGAAGGAAAGCCUGCCUGCCUGCCCUUAUACUGUGAAGCUGGCUGGGAGACACUUUAUGCAGGGUCUGCUUCCUGUACUGACCUUG